AUGCCCAGCAAACUCUUUGGGUCUCCCUCCUCCUCAUCCACCUCGUCCUCUUCUUCGGCCUCUUCUUCCGACUCGGACCUCACCACCGACGCUUCCUCCGCCUCCUUCCGUCACAGCAUGGAGACGGCCACGAGACGGCCUCGUGCCAUUGCCUCGGUCGAGGUGCUGCGCUGCAUGCGCUGUGCCCGAGCUGUCGAGACGACUUCGACCGACGACAUCAGCACCAUGGGCAUGGUCCGCAUCGCCCACAACCUCUACUACUGCCAACGUUGCGCCAAGAUGGUGGGCUACAAAUAA
Molecule: messenger RNA, 297 nt
Organism: Hirsutella rhossiliensis
Lineage: Eukaryota; Fungi; Ascomycota; Sordariomycetes; Hypocreales; Ophiocordycipitaceae
Exons: 1
Coding region: 1-297 (98 amino acids)
Source: RefSeq, a predicted model, not a curated record